UCUGUCAUGGCGUCGAUGACUUUUGGAUGAAAAAUGUGAAUCUGACAUUUUCUCCCGAUUUUCAUCAUAUGUAAUGGAAAGGGACGGUGAUCAAGAAGAGCAAGCAUCAUGCUCUAAGUCCCCCUCCUUGUCCGAGUCGCUAGAUUCACAGGAGAGUGACAAAGACGCUAGUACAGACCAGUCUGAAGAUGAAAUGGAUAUUACUUCAGCAAGGCAGACGCAUAUGAAACUGAAAGGGGAUGCUUUUUGCGAAUGUUACAAGAAAGGUUUAGAAAAAUCUUGCAAGUGUGGAGAAGAUGACACGUAUUUUGAAUGGAUUUGGGAUGAUGAAACCAAGUCUGCAGCCAGUUAUGUUAAGGAUGAUAUGAGGGAGGUGAUGUUCCAUAUCGACUAUAGCUGUGGCACAGCAGCUGUACGUGGCACACUGCCACUCAAGAAUGAGCAGUACUACUGGGAGAUUAAAAUGACGACACCAGUGUAUGGCACCGAUAUGAUGGUUGGUGUUUGUACAGCCCACAUUGAUCUGAACAAGUGUCGCCACAUGUUCUGUAGUAUGAUUGGCCAGGAUUCAGAGUCAUGGGGACUGUCCUACACGGGCAUGAGGCAGCAUCGAAGUAUCAAGGAACAGUAUUCAUCAAAGUUUGGACAGGGUUCCAUUAUUGGAAUUCACCUGGACAUGUGGCAUGGAACACUCUCAUUUUACAAAAACAGGAGACCGCUAGGUGUGGCAUACACUGGUCUCCAUGGUAAAAUUCUUUACCCAAUGGUAUCAUCAACAGCUGCACGCAGUGGCAUGAAGGUCAUUCGUAGUUGUUCUUUUCCAACUUCCCUCCAGUUUAUGUGCUGCCAAGUUCUUCGCAAGGUCAUUCCGAAUCACUUAGAUGUAUUAAAAGUGAUCAACCUGCCACCUGGUUUUAAAAACUUUUUAGAAAACAAUGUGAGCUGGCUUCUCCAGCCAUGCCCACCACAAAUGCCACCACGAGACAAAGGACAAAAACGUAAACCCAAAAAGAGGACAAAUGAUGGACCUGAUGAUAUGGCGGGACCAAGCAAUUGUAAACAAAUGUUACUUAAGUGAGAAAGUGCUAGUUCUCUGAUACAUUUCUUGACCAGCAAAGGGAGACAAUCUUGCUGUGUCUGCUUUCAUUGAGCAUUUCAUUUUAAGUGAGCAUAUUACUGAAGUUGUGUUUAAAAUUUGAUUUUAAACUAACUGUUGAUUUUAUGUGUGCAGGUAUGGUGCUUAGCAUUUCAAAUUAUGUUUAAAAACAGAUUUCAUUUGUUCUAGGCUGGUAGAUUUACAAAUGACACCAUAUUCUUGCUCUGGUAUUUAAAUUCUAACCUCAUUUUAAUCAAGUCAAACUUCCUCUCUUAGGAUUCAAAGUGGAUACAAAUUAUAUGGAUUUUCUGUUUUUCCAUGUCCUUUAGGUUACAAAACUGUAAACUUAAAAGGGUGAAGCCCCUUCACAAAUAUUUAUAAUUUUAGCAGCAAAACCUUCUGAAUUUAUUACUUCUCUGAUGACCCUAAAGCUGAGUUAACAUAAUGAUUCUAAAACUGAGUUAAUGUAAUGAAUCAAAAUCUGAGUUAAUGUAAUGAUCCUUAAACUGAGUUAAUAUAAUGAUCCCUAAACUGAGUUAAUGUAAUGAUCCUAAAACUGAGUUAAUGUAAUGACCCUAACACUGAGUUAACGUAAUGACCCUAAAAUUGAGUAAAUGUACUGAUCCUUAAACUGAGUUAAUGUACUGAUUCUAAAACUGAGUUAAUGUACUGAUUCUAAAACUGAGUUAAUGUAAUGACCCUAAAAUUGAGUUAAUGUAAUUUAUGUAUAAUGAUCCUUAAACUGAGUUAAUGUAAAGGAGAAUAUAUAUGGGCAUGGGUUUGAAUGGAGAAGUAAGAUAUUUUGAUAAAAACAGUGGAAAUCAUAUCAGUUAUGAAAUAUUGCCAAUUAUAAAGUCCGUUAUUCAUUUUAAGAUAUGUUUUUAGAUUUGUUACAUAGUACAUGUACACUGAUUUGAAAUAAUUACACACUGUAACUUUUAUACAUGAAAUGUAUAUUCUAUGUAAACUCUGGUAAAGAAACAAUCUAAUUAAUAUCUAGAUGGUCAUUCUCACUACGCUACAUGAACAUCUAACAACAUCUCAUAAAGGGUCACGUCUGGGUGACCUUUUGGAUCAGCCAAUCAAAUAACUACUUCCAGAAUCUUGGGAGUGAAUUUUAUAUGUCCGAAUUAGCAUGACUAGAGUGCAUAGCUUGUAUAAU
Molecule: messenger RNA, 2258 nt
Organism: Pecten maximus
Lineage: Eukaryota; Metazoa; Mollusca; Bivalvia; Pectinida; Pectinidae
Product: SPRY domain-containing SOCS box protein 3-like
Exons: 4
Coding region: 74-1078 (334 amino acids)
Biological process (GO): proteasome-mediated ubiquitin-dependent protein catabolic process
Cellular component (GO): SCF ubiquitin ligase complex
Molecular function (GO): protein binding
Source: RefSeq, a predicted model, not a curated record